This is a messenger RNA of Trichoplax adhaerens, 2571 nucleotides long. RefSeq lists its product as uncharacterized. Gene Ontology annotation, cellular component: nucleus; cytoplasm. Lineage: Eukaryota; Metazoa; Placozoa; Uniplacotomia; Trichoplacea; Trichoplacidae. The transcript is spliced from 14 exons. The record is from RefSeq and is a predicted model, not a curated record. Bases 1 to 2571 code for a protein of 856 amino acids.
AUGAGUUCGAAAGGAUCUUCACGCUCCUCUGAGGAAAUGAACAUCUUUCGUAUUGCACCGUAUUACUAUAUUCACGUCAUGGAUCUGAAUACCAACGUGACGCGAGUAGUAAACGGACCAAAGACUUACAUACGACAGGAUAAUGAGAAAGUAAUUUUUGGACCGGAAAAGAUGGUCACAGUACCUCCACGUCAUUACUGCAUUGUCGAGAGCCCUGUCGUACGUAAUAAAGAUGGCAAUGUGGUUUUUGAUACCUACGGGCAAGCUAAGCUACGACACGCAGAUCUUGAAAUUCGCUUUUCUCAAGAACCAUUUCCGCUUUACCCUGGAGAAGUUUAUAAACAAGCUCCCAAACCGCUUAUGGUUGUCGCUGCGAACUCUGCUAUUAGACUUAAAGCUAUUUUAGAUUUUGAAGAAGAGGGAACAAAAGUGAACCGUGUAGCCGGGGACGAAUGGCUAUUUGAAGGGCCAGGGACUUAUAUGCCAAGAAAGGAAGUAGAAGUAAUCGAACCCGUUCGUGCUACUAUAAUUCAGCCGAAUCAGGCAAUCAAGCUGAGAGCUCGUAAACAAACUACGGAUCGAAACGGUGUCGAGCGCGUCACCGGUGAAGAAUGGACGGUUAAAAAAGUGGGUGCUUACUUACCCGGUGCAUAUGAAGAAGUAAUGGGAACAUUAGAUGCCUACGUCUUGACUGAAAAGAAAGCACUUCACCUGCGUGCUAUGCGCACUUUCCGUGAUUGCUUCGACAUAGAAAGAAAAAAUGGUGAGGAAUGGCUUGUUACCAUGGUUGAAUCUGAAGCUUAUAUACCUGAUGUUUACGAAGAGGUUGUAGGAGUGGUAGAUAUCACUACCUUAACCAAUCGACAGUAUGCAGUUAUCCUAGAUCCCGUCGGCGCCAACGGGAAACCACAACUUGGUCAAAAAAAGCUAAUCAAAGGUGAAAAGUCGUUUUUCUUACAACCAAAUGAACGCCUUGAGAGUGGAAUUCAAAAUGUGUAUGUUCUUGGUGAAGAUGAAGGAUUGAUACUUAAGGCUAAAGAAGAAUUUCUUGAUACAGAAGAUAAUAAGACCCCUCGUAAGCCUGGUGAUAGGUGGAUGAUCCGUGGUCCUAUGGAAUAUGUACCACCAGUUGAGGUUGACGUUGUAUCGAAAAGGAAAGCUAUUCCUCUGGAUGAAAAUGAAGGUAUUUAUGUCCGCGACGUAAAAUCAGGCAAGGUUAGGUCUAUAUGCGGCAAAACUUAUAUGCUUUCUCAAGAUGAGGAAUUAUGGUCUAAAGAAUUACCACCAACUGUCGAAGAGUUGUUAAUUAGCAAUAAAGACCCACUUGCCGACAGAGGAAACUAUGCAACCAAAACUUCUUCAGCUAAACGUGACAAAACUAAGGUUGUCACGUUCAGAGUGCCACAUAAUGCGGCGGUACAAAUUUAUGAUUAUAAGGAAAAAAAAGCGAGGGUAGUUCUUGGACCAGACUUGGUCAUGCUCCGCCCCGACGAACAGUUUACGCAGAUUAGCUUAUCUGGUGGUAAACCGAAAAGACCUAACCAGAUUAAAUCCUUAUGUCUUUUACUGGGGCCGGAUUUCUGUACUGAUGUGCUUACUAUUGAAACAGCAGAUCACGCCAGGCUGCAAUUACAGUUGGCUUAUAAUUGGCAUUUUGAAAUAUCUGAUAAAACUCAAACUAGUUUAGCAAAGCUUUUUGCAGUCCCGGACUUUAUUGGAGAUGCUUGUAAAGCGAUUGCAUCAAGAAUUCGAGGGGCAGUUGCCAGUGUACAAUUUGAUGAUUUCCAUAAGAAUUCGGCAAAAAUCAUCUGUGCUGCAGUUUUUGGAUACGAUAGCGAUCGGAAGCUUGGUAGUCGUUUUAUCUUUCCUGCUAAUAACUUAGCAAUUACAAGCAUAGAUAUACAGUCUGCAGAACCAGUAGAUCAAAGAACCAGAGAUGCCCUUCAAAAAUCUGUACAGUUAGCUAUUGAAAUUACAACAAAUUCCCAGGAGGCUGCAGCUAGGCAUGAAGCUCAAAGACUCGAGCAGGAAGCGAAGGGUCGUUUGGAGCGGCAGAAGAUAAGCGAUGAGGCGGAAGCUGAGAGAUCUAGGAAAAAUCUCUUAGAAUUACAGGCUCAAAGCGCUGCUGUAGAGUCUAGUGGUCAAGCGAAAGCCGAGGCUCAGUCUAGAGCUGAAGCAGCUAGAAUUGAGGGCGAAGCCGCAGUUGAACAAGCAAAACUCAAAGCCGAAGCCCUAAAUAUCGAAACGACAGCUGAACUCGAACGUUUGACUCACGCUCGCGAAGCCGAAAUUAAAUACGUUAGAGAGCAAAAUGAAUUGGAAAUUUCAAAAUCCAAACAAACUGCUAUUAUCGAAGUCGAAAAAUUCGGAAAUAUGGUUAAAAGUAUUGGCUCUGAAACUCUACGUGCAAUUGCAGUUGCUGGGCCAGAAAAUCAGGUUAAGCUUCUGCAGUCUCUUGGAAUACAAUCGACUCUGAUUACUGAUGGUUCUAACCCAAUUAACCUUUUUAACACUGCAUCUGGAUUAAUCGGUGCAGUUGAACCGCCACUAAAGCGAGAAAAGCUACAGUAG